Molecule: messenger RNA, 941 nt
Organism: Eurytemora carolleeae
Lineage: Eukaryota; Metazoa; Arthropoda; Copepoda; Calanoida; Temoridae
Product: DENN domain-containing protein 5B
Exons: 13
Molecular function (GO): guanyl-nucleotide exchange factor activity; small GTPase binding
Source: RefSeq, a predicted model, not a curated record
AUGUUUAAAAGUAUAAUAGUUAAGUGGAGGUUAACCUAGAGGAAAACAAACACGAAAAUAUGGCGACAAACGAGAAACUACAAAAUAAGUUUGUCCAGUAUUUUAUGGUCUCCGGACUAGAUGUUAACUUCGGGUUAGAACCUGAUGAAAUACUUCACUCCUUGGAUUUAAUCCCUGGAGAUACAUCACCUCUAGAUAGAUCUUACAAACCUAGAAUACUCAGACAUUAUCCUGAUAUGACAUCAUGGAGUCAUUUUAAUCCCGAAGCAUUGUCCAGACUGUGUCUACCAAAUGGUCUCAGGUUUAGUAAUGAUAAAUCAAGAUAUCCUCCCUCUUGUCAUCCCUUUGUGCUAACUAAGGAGGAUGGAAGUAAAAGCUGUGGGUUCUCCUUGGUUUAUCUGGAGGAGGUUAAGGACUUGAAUGUUUGCCACGCCCUCCAUUCCCUCCAGAAAAUGCAUAAUACAGAAACUGAAUGUGGAACUAUUAAGAAAACAGAACGUGUCCGACCAAGCUCAGCUGGAAGACAAAAUAAUGCUAGAUCGAGGUCUUUGCCACGGCAUUAUACUACCCGGCUCUCAGGUUCCACUCUAGAGCUUUCAACCGCCAGCUAUGAUUACAGAAAUGACACGUUGUACGCUACUAAAUCUAUUUCUUUAAUUUGUUCUCUUCCUCUUCAGCAUGCAGCUAGCCAGGUUCUGCACUCUAUUCAUCGAUUCAUCAACCGUACAGACUAUGAUAUUAAUAUACUAGAGUCUUUUAUUUACAAUUUGCUGUACGAUAUCCCUCUACCUUCGCCUGGCCGAUCAGUACGCUUCUGGUGUUUAGGAGAAGUUGCCUCUAUCAGUUUACCGAAGGUUCCAGUAGAGUUGGAUCUGUUCGAUUAUCCUCUUAUCCAGUUCUUUGAUCUUCUUGGGGUAACUUAUUACAAAAUAACAAUAAUA